CAACCAACCACGCAAGGAGGCCGCACCUCCUACAACCUCCUCGAACGCGUCUGCGCGACACUAGCAGGGCGUGUCAAGGCUACUCACGACGAAAACCUCACUGUCUCUAUCCAUCCAAGUACAAGGGCCGCCCGCCAACACCCAACAAUUAACAACAACAAGCCAUGACCAUAAAACUGCAAUUCGACGAGCGCCUGCACAAGCAACAGCUCAUCGCAGUCGUAGACCAAGUCGUCGCUGCAAAGCGCGUCCUCUUUGUUUCUGGCGCAGGCAUCUCAUGUAGCGCAGGCAUCCCAGACUUCCGCAGCCUGCAUGGACUCUACCAGACUCGCCAUACACGCGGUGGCAAUGGGCCUACCUCACAAACACGCGGCAAGGAUCUCUUUGACAUCUCUCUAUUCAAUAGCGACGAAACAACAAGUCAGUUCUACAAGUUCAUGGCAGAGUUGCGACAAUCCACGCAACGUGCAAAGCCUACACUUACACACAAGUUCCUCGAGACGCUCAAACACAAUGGCACCUUGUUACGAGCCUAUACGCAGAAUAUCGAUGGACUUGAGGGACGUACGGGUGUGCUCAGUAUGCACGAUGCGCCAAUCAACAAAAAUGAUGUAAUCCAACUACACGGCAAUGUGCAUAUCCUCAAAUGCUUCCUUUGUGGUAGACGCGCAGAGUACACACCGGAAUACGAACAACUAUUAAGAGGAGGCGAAGCGCCGUCAUGUGCGCAUUGUCUUGAAAAGGCGAGUAUUCGAUCAUCACUGGGUAAACGCGCCAUUUCAGUGGGCACCUUGCGUCCAGAUGUUGUACUCUAUGGCGAAGCACAUCCGCACGGUGAAGCGAUUGCCAAGGCGUGUGCGAGUGAUGCACGCAGAAAACCCGAUUGCUUAAUCAUCGCUGGUACAUCCCUCAAAAUCGCAGGCUUGAAGCGACUCAUCAAGGAUUUUGCAAAAGAAGUCCAUGCAGCUGGUGGAAAUGUGAUUUUUGUCAACUUGACACAACCGAAUGCCUCUGAAUGGCAAGGUGUCAUUGAUACGUACAUUGAAGGGGCAACAGACGAUUUCGUGCAGCUCCUCAAACAGCAACGGCCGGCCUUCUUCAAGCACCAAUCGACAUUGGACAAAGUACCAAAAGUCAAGCAUGGCAAGAGGAUGGGAUGUGCGACCAAGCAUGCCAAGAAGAAGUCUGCUGCUGCUUCUGCAAGCCAACCUCAUGCGACGUUGCCCGUGGUGCAAGACUACCCGACACCGCCAGCAUCCGAGCAAACGCCCACAGAACUCGAUUUCAAUCGUCUCUCACAACGUGAAGACUCUGCAAUGCCAUGCAUCAUGGAACGUUCCUACAGCAGUGAUAGCAGGCGCUCAACCCUCUCUUCCUUGUCAACAGCACCAAGUCUGGAUGAGGAAGAGAUUCAAGCGCAAGAAGCAGCGUAUGCUGCACGUCAGCUGAGCCGGACAGCUGUUCCGUGGUUGAUGCAUGCGAGACCUACAGCGAGCUACCUGACCCGAUCCGUUCCAAUCUUGCAGUGCUCGACACCGCCGCCGAGUCAAGAAGAAGCCUUUCAGUGCCCUUCAUCUAUCGCUUCCCGUUUCAACGCAUCCAGUCAAGGUCAAUGUGAAGAAAGCGAUAAAGAGAAUGAAGAGCCUUUCCUGCUUGAACAAUUCUCACAGAGUACUUGUGCGAAUGGGCAACUGCCGACACCUUCUAAGAAACGAUCCAGUGCGGAAAUGCGGAUCGAGUAUCUCAUCAACUCACCACUUGCAAAGAAGCAAAUGCCGUGCAGGUCACCUCCCAUGGCUGCGCCGCCAAGCUUCGAGUCGGCCAUUGAGGCUUGUAAAAAUAUUGCAUCCGCAUCACCAGCAGUGUAUAUUGCGCCGAUUGUGCCGCCGCUGGUCGUCUUGCCGGCGGUUAUGGAGCCUGACAUGCCGCUGACUCGACGCAGCCAGCGCAUAGGCCGUAAAGCUUGACACAUACACAUUCGGUCGCGACUGUUCUGUAUACUAAUAGAAUCAUGUAUUACU
Protomyces lactucae-debilis is the source of this 2021-nucleotide messenger RNA. RefSeq names its product DHS-like NAD/FAD-binding domain-containing protein. Gene Ontology annotation, molecular function: NAD+ binding. NCBI's taxonomy places the organism in Eukaryota, Fungi, Ascomycota, Taphrinomycetes, Taphrinales, Protomycetaceae. The record is from RefSeq and is a predicted model, not a curated record. The coding region runs from base 165 to 1967 and encodes 600 amino acids. The transcript is spliced from 2 exons.